This is a messenger RNA of Tachyglossus aculeatus (Australian echidna), 1275 nucleotides long. It is a transcript of the gene FOXD2, whose product is annotated as forkhead box D2. NCBI's taxonomy places the organism in Eukaryota, Metazoa, Chordata, Mammalia, Monotremata, Tachyglossidae. Gene Ontology annotation, molecular function: RNA polymerase II cis-regulatory region sequence-specific DNA binding; DNA-binding transcription factor activity, RNA polymerase II-specific. The coding region runs from base 1 to 1275 and encodes 424 amino acids. The transcript has 2 exons. The record is from RefSeq and is a predicted model, not a curated record. Gene Ontology annotation, biological process: cell differentiation; anatomical structure morphogenesis; regulation of transcription by RNA polymerase II.
AUGACCUUGGGCGGCUGCUGCUGCGAGAUCAUGUCUGCCGAGCGGUCCCCGGCGGCGCUGUCCGAACCCGAAGGGGACAUCGAUGUGGUGGGAGGGGGCGGCGGGGCCGGGGGAGACCCCCUGCUCAGCGCCGCCGCCCCCCGGGACGGCCGCGGACUCCCCUCCGACGACGACGACGACGACGACGAGGAGGACGAAGAGGAGGAGGAGGACGACGACGACGAGGAGGCGGGGGCCUCCUCUGACGGCGAGUCCCGGCUGCGGCCGGUCCCGGGCCCCCCCAAAGCGUCCGGGCCGGGCGGGGACCCCCCGGAGCCGCCCCUUCCCCCCGCCGGGGGUCCCGGCGAGAAGCAGGCGCCCCCGGCCCCCCCGGCGGGCAAGAACCCGCUGGUGAAGCCCCCCUACUCCUACAUCGCCCUGAUCACCAUGGCCAUCCUGCAGAGCCCCAAGAAGCGGCUGACCCUCAGCGAGAUCUGCGAGUUCAUCAGCGGCCGCUUCCCCUACUACCGGGAGAAGUUCCCCGCCUGGCAGAACAGCAUCCGCCACAACCUGUCGCUCAACGACUGCUUCGUCAAGAUCCCCCGCGAGCCGGGCAACCCGGGCAAGGGCAACUACUGGACGCUGGACCCCGAGUCGGCCGACAUGUUCGACAACGGCAGCUUCCUGCGCCGUCGGAAGCGCUUCAAGAGGCAGCCGCCGCCCCCGCAUUCUCCGCACACGGCGCCCCACCCGCUCCACCACCACCACCACCACCACCACCCGCUGCCCAGCGUCCACCCCGGGCCGCCCUCGGACCUGCUGAUCCGGCCCGGGGACCCCCUGGCCGCCGCCUUCCUGCCCGGCUUCACCGCCUACGGGCCCUACGGCUACGGCUACGGGCUGGCCCUGCCGGGCUACCAGUCGCCCCCCACGCCUCACCACCACCACCACCAUCACCACCACCACCACCACCCGGCCGCCGUCCCCUACCCCAGGAAGCCCCUCUACCCGGCCCAGCUGAGCCCCCCGACGGCCGGACCCGCGGCCCCCGCCCUGCUGCAGACCCUCAAGCCCGACGGCGGGGGCGACGGGGCGGGGGGCUCGUCCGGCUCGUCCUUCUCCAUAGACCGGAUAAUCGGGGGCGGGGGCGGCACCCCCGGGGCCUCGGCCCAGGUGGUGGCCGUAUUGACUGCCCCCGUAGCCGGCCACGGAAACUUGACCCCCAGGGAGACCCUCCUGCCGUCGGGCCCCGGCUUCGUCAGUAAAAUCACAAACCCUAGCACCUGUCCUUACUGA